This is a messenger RNA of Rhodamnia argentea, 2269 nucleotides long. RefSeq lists its product as uncharacterized. Lineage: Eukaryota; Viridiplantae; Streptophyta; Magnoliopsida; Myrtales; Myrtaceae. The coding region runs from base 92 to 2083 and encodes 663 amino acids. The record is from RefSeq and is a predicted model, not a curated record. The transcript has 5 exons.
CCACAUGGCCUACCUACGUGGUCGCUCCGGAGCUCGAAACCGAAGCUGACAACCGUCAUUGAAACUUCUCAAGCCGUCGCCGGAAAACAUAAUGCUCCGAACUCUCCGCUCCCGGCGGCGUCCCCGCUGCGGCGCUCACGUCUGCGCUCUGAUCUCCGCCGUCCUCCUCCUUCUCUCCGUCUCCCUCCUCUACACCCGCCUCUCCUCCACCACCGCCGCCGCGGACGCCGUCUCCAGUCGCAUCCUGUCCGAUUCCGCCGCGGAAUCCGUCGACAGGCUCGAGCUCGGAGGGGACGACAAGAUCGACGAGCUCGACAUCAUCGAAGAGGAGGCCGAUAGGAGCGGGGCGUCGAAUUCGCGGUGGGAAAGCGAGGACCAGGACGAGGACGACGAGCCGGAGGUCGACCGCUCGACGCCCGCUGGUAAUAAUUACUUCUAUGACCACGUGACCGGGUCCAUACGUCGAGCAUUUAGCAAGCGCUCGAUCGACGAGUGGGACUAUGAUGGCUCGAUUUUGGGUCUAGGAUCGAUUCCUGAUGAUCGCAGUAAGACGGCAUUUGGAUCCGAUGAUAUUCCAGUGGACGAGGGUUUGAGAAGGAAGGUGACUGAAGUGAUGAGCGUGGAGGAUGCUCUACUGUUGAAGGUGAAUAAGAGGAUUUCGCCGCUGAGAGAAGGGUGGGGCGAUUGGUUUGAUAAGAAAAGCGAGUUCUUGAGGAAGGAUAGAAUGUUCAGGUCCAGUCUAGAUAUUUUGAAUCCGUUGAACAAUCCAAUGUUGCAGGACCCGGAUGGGGUUGGCGUAACCGGUUAUACAAGAGGAGAUAGAUUGGUGCAGAAAUGGUGGUUGAAUGAGUUCAGGAAAGUGCCGUUUCCUGUCAAGAAGCCAUUAGGGAUCUCAGAGGAUGCUCAUGGAGCGCAAUUGCGUGAAAACAAUAAUGUGGCUAGUAGUAGGAAGACUGGUAGUGCAAAGAGUCAAGAUAGUGAAUUUGAAAGGAGAGGUGAGAUUAGGAGGGCGGAGCGACGGACAUUAGAUAACAAUGUGAGGAAUGCGUCCAAUAGUGUUGUGAUAAAUGAUGGAAGUGAGGCUAAUGGACGUGAAAAUAGUCGGAGUGCAACAAUUCAAGAGAAUAGGAGGAGUUCUGAGAUCGAAGGUCAUGUAUAUGCAGAUGGAAGGAGAUGGGGUUACUACCCUGGCUUGCAUCCUGGGCUAACAUUCACAGAAUUCAUGAAUGCAUUUUUCAGAACAGGUACAUGUCACUUAAGAGUUUUUAUGGUGUGGAACUCGCCACCAUGGAUGUUUGGUGUUCGACAUCAAAGGGCCCUGGAGAGUGUGCUCUUACAGCAUCGAGAUGCUUGUGUUGUUGUGUUCUCUGAGACUGUCGAGCUCGAUUUCUUCAGAGAUAGCUUUCUGAAGGAUGGAUACAAAGUUGCUGUUGCCAUGCCAAAUCUUGAAGAAUUGCUGAAAGAUACACCCACCCUCAUAUUUGCUUCUGUUUGGUUUGAGUGGAGAAAGACGAAGUUUUAUCCUACUCAUUUCAGUGAGCUAAUCCGGCUUGCUGCUCUUUACAAAUAUGGUGGAAUAUAUAUCGAUUUUGAUGUCAUUGUGUUGAAAUCACUCUCUUCUCUCAACAACACUGUUGGUUUGGAGAGUCGGCUUGAUCGGCAUUCUUUCAAUGGUGCUGUAAUGGCAUUCAGGAGGCAUAGCCCCUUCAUAAUGGAGUGUUUGAGGGAGUUCUACUUGGUGUAUGAUGAUACCCAGUUUAGAUGGAACGGGGCUGAUCUUUUGACAAGAGUGGCAGAGAACUUUUCAAGAAGUGGGAGGAGAGAAGUUGAGCUGCUGGAGUUGAAAGUGCAACCAUUCUUCAUCUUCUUUCCUAUUAGUAGCCAAGAAAUUACGAGAUACUUGGUUGCUCCUUCAAUGGAGAUUGAACGUGCACAACAAGAUUCUCUUUUCAGAAAAAUUCUGGAUGAAUCCUCGGCGUUUCAUUUUUGGAACAGCAUUACUUCUACUCUAGUUCCUGAGCCAGGAAGUCUUGUAUCCAGGCUAAUUGACCACAGAUGUAUCCAUUGCUCUGACAUAUUGUGAAAUUCACCCAAUUUUUCCUCAAGUUGAUUGAAGACUUCAACUGGCACCCUAAUUGGCUAGAAGCAUGCACUGGUCAAAUGCUGUGGAGAUUCAGUUUUUUUGCUCAGAUUUGUGGCCCUGUUUUUGGUUAAGAUUAGGGGCCCUAUGUAUUUCUUGUAUUAAUGAUUAGGAAAAUUCCAUGAAGAA